Molecule: messenger RNA, 209 nt
Organism: Dentiscutata erythropus
Lineage: Eukaryota; Fungi; Glomeromycota; Glomeromycetes; Diversisporales; Gigasporaceae
Source: the annotation of a GenBank genome assembly
AAGAUAUUGAAUCUCCAGAAACUUGGUGGCUUGGCUAUAAAAUUCCUAAUCAUUAUUUACAAAAACUUGCAUUACAUAUAUUAGCAAUUACUCUACAUAGUGCAAGUUGUAAUAAAGAAGAAAAUAUUGAUGCUAAUUAUGUUUCUGAUACUGAAAACUUGGAUGAUCUUUUACAAUUUAGUGAAGAAACUUUGGAUGUUAGAUUUUAA